AUGUUAUCUUUUAUUUAUUUAACCUUCUCCUCCAUUGUUACUGAUUUUUCUUAUCUACCUUGCCACCAAGACCCUGCCCUUCGCCCCCCACUUUUCUUCGCCGCCCAUUCACGGGAUUUUUUGUUGCUGAUAAUAUCUAUCUAUCUAUCUAUCUAUCUAUCUAUCUAUCUAUCUAUUGAUUUUUUAUUGCUGGUAAUAUUUUUUAUCUAUCUAUCUAUCUAUCUAUCUAUCUAUCUAUCUAUCUAUCUAUCUAUCUAUCUAUCUAUCUAUCUAUCUCAAUUUUUUAUUGCUGGUAAUAUUUUUUGUCUAUCUAUCUAUCUAUCUAUCUAUCUAUCUAUCUAUCUAUCUAUCUAUCUAUCUCACCUCAAUGUGUUAUUUAAUGCCGACAAGGUUUUUAUUGAUGCUAAUGUUUUUUUUUAUCUAUCUAUCUAUCUAUCUAUCUAUCUAUCUAUCUAUCUAUCUAUCUAUCCAACUGACAAGAUUUUUAUUGCUGCUAAUAUCUAUCUAUCUAUCUAUCUAUCUAUCUAUCUAUCUAUCUAUCUAUCCAACCUCAAUUGGUUAAUGCCGACAAGAGUUUUUAUUGCUGCUAAUAUUUUUUUUAUCUAUCUAUCUAUCUAUCUAUCUAUCUCAGUAUAUAUUGGUUUGGUUUGGUUUGUUUUACGGCAUAUCAGCCUCAAUGUGUUAUUUAAUGCCGACAAGGUUUUUAUUGAUGCUAAUAUUUUUUUUAUCUAUCUAUCUAUCUAUCUAUCUAUCUAUCUAUCUAUCUAUCUAACUGAUAAGAUUUUUAUUGCUGCUAAUAUCUAUCUAUCUAUCUAUCUAUCUAUCUAUCUAUCUAUCUAUCUAUCUAUCCAAAUUUUUAUUGCUGCUAAUAUCUAUCUAUCUAUCUAUCUAUCUAUCUAUCUAUCUAUCUAUCUAUCUAUCUAUCCAAGCAUAUAUUGGUUUUUAUUGAUGCUAAUAAUAUCUUUUUUAUCUAUCUAUCUAUCUAUCUAUCUAUCUAUCUAUCUAUCUAUCUAUCCAACUGACAAGAUUUUUAUUGCUGCUAAUAUCUAUCUAUCUAUCUAUCUAUCUAUCUAUCUAUCUAUCUAUCUAUCUAUCUAUCUAUUUAAAGUUUUUAUUGCUGCUAAUAUUUUUUUUAUCUAUCUAUCUAUCUAUCUCUCUAUCUAUCUAUCUUUCUCAUGCUAUUCAUAUCUUCAUAUCUACCUAUCUCAUACUAUUCAUAUCUAUCUAUCUAUCUAUCUAUCUAUCUAUCUAUCUAUCUAUCUAUUUAACCUCAAUGGGUUAUUGCCGACAAGAGUUUUUAUUGCUGCUAAUAUUUUUUUUGUCUAUCUAUCUAUCUAUCUAUCUAUCUAUCUAUCUAUCUCACGGCGUUCCCGCGUGACCCCCUGCGUACUAGUGGCGAUCCCGCGUGACCCCCUGCGUACUAGCGGCGUUCCCGCGUGA
Molecule: messenger RNA, 1440 nt
Organism: Acanthosepion pharaonis
Lineage: Eukaryota; Metazoa; Mollusca; Cephalopoda; Sepiida; Sepiidae
Source: the annotation of a GenBank genome assembly